Phymastichus coffea is the source of this 1119-nucleotide messenger RNA. RefSeq lists its product as uncharacterized. The coding region runs from base 1 to 1119 and encodes 372 amino acids. The transcript has a single exon. The record is from RefSeq and is a predicted model, not a curated record. NCBI's taxonomy places the organism in Eukaryota, Metazoa, Arthropoda, Insecta, Hymenoptera, Eulophidae.
AUGUCAAAUAUCAAUAACGACAUUCCAAGCCCUGGCCUUGAGCAGGAAGCAUCAAACUCGAGACAACAAACGUUUGUUGACACGCCUCGCUGGGAUCAUUCGGUCGACCUUAACUCAACUUUAACUGAAGAGCAUAAUAAUUUUUCGAACAGCUCACUCGAAUGCACGCCUAAUCCGUCAAUUCCCCGAAAUAAUCUCCCGCUUCGCCAUUCACUUCACCCGCAACUUGCUCCACCAGCUCGCACCUUAAAAUUCGACGACGUCGACAAGAUGUCAGCAGCAGACGAAGACGUCGCAUCAGUCACCAAGUGCCGGCUUCCUGAUUUUUGGCCAGGGAGAGCCAAGCUUUGGUUUUAUAAAGUCGAAGCAGACUUCAACGUCGGUCGUAUCAAGAGCGACGACUCAAAAUUCAACCUUGUUAUAAGAGCCCUAGACCAUGUCGCCCUUGACGAAGUAGCUGACAUCAUUCGCAACCCUCCCGCUCAAAACAAAUACGAGGCUCUCAAAUCGCGAAUCCUCGAACGCCUCGCGGACUCUGCCGAGAAACAGCUGGAGCAAAUGCUCACCUGCAUGCAACUCGGUGACAAAAAACCUUCACAACUUUACAGACAAAUGGCCGAGCUAGCCGGAAACAACGCUACAGAAGACCUACUCAAAACCAGAUGGCUCACUUUGCUGCCGCAACAUGCCCGCAACACUUUAAAAAUCUUCAAAGCUAAAUGCACUCUGCAAGAACUCCUUGACGCAGCCGAUGCAAUUUUGGACUCCAACACGUCGCCAGCUACCCUCAGUAUCGACGCCCCGUCUAUCCUAGCAACGCAUCAUCGCGCGCCGGACUUCUCAGAAAUAAGAACUUUACUUUCCGAACUAAUUUCAGUGUCUCGUGAAAUCCUCAUCAGAGUAAGCAGCCCGCCCAGCUCUCCUACUGGAACCGCUCAGCACAACACUUCCGCCCAGCGUAGAAGUCGUUCGCAGUCCAGACCCAGGCCUCACGCUAACGGCAUCUGCUACUACCACAACAGGUUCGGCGCUGCCGCCUCCAGGUGCAGUCUGCCAUGCGCUUGGCUUAGCACCAAUCCGCAUCAGCGCCAGCCUCCACAGAGUAAUUUAAACGGCUAA